AUGGCUGCUCCCAACAAUGGGCUCACGCCCCAAGUGCAAUUGCAACAGAUGAUUCAACAGUAUCAGCUAAUGUCAACCAGCAUUGCCAAUAUCCGUCAAGCGUUAGAACGCCCUGAUCUCACACCAGAAAACAGACAACAGCUACAAGCACAAGAACUCCAAAUGCAGAACCGAUUGCAGAUCUAUCAGAACCUCUUUAACAAUAUCACGCCACGAUUGACUCAAGCACAGCAAGCAUCACUCUCCCAUCAGCUUUCUGCUAUGGGGCAGCAGCAGCAGCAACAGCAACAGCAACAACAGCAGCAGCAGCAGCAACAGCAGCAGCAACCUCCUCAUAACGUGUCGAUGCCUGAUAAUGCUGCUUUCUUAGCACAACAGCAGCAACAAGUACAUGCACAACAACCAGCAUCAUCCACACCUCAACCUCAACAUCAACAACCUACACCCAUCAUGACCAAUACAAGCGUAGCAUCACCGACAACACCUACGACGGCUGUAUCACAACAACAAAGAAUAAGCGGUGCAGCUGUACCAGCAGCAGUGGCAGUAAAUAAUACGAAUGGUUCUACAUCCGCAUCAUCCAAGCAAGGCACGCCUGUUGUAACACCUACCAAAGGCAUGUUCACAUUCCCCACCAUGUCAGGUCCACCUUUAUCAUCUGCCAACAGCAUGGCGGCAGCUGCAGCAGCAAAACCACCACCGAGUGAUGAAAACAACACAUCCAAGGUCCUUGGUAAACGUCAAAUUCAGGAACUGGCUGGCCAAAUUGAUCCUGCUGAACGACUUGAACCUGAAGUGGAAAAUAUCUUGUUGGAUAUUGCAGAUGAGUUUAUUGAAUCCGUCACCAAAUUCGCAUGUCGAUUAGCCAAGCAUCGAAAAUCGGAUACACUUGAAGUCAAGGAUUUACAAUUACAUUUGGAACGCAAUUGGAAUGUACGUAUACCCGGCUUUGCCUCUGAAGAAAUUCGGUCGCUAAGGAAACCUGUCAUCCCAACGACCCAUCAAGCCAAAGUACAAGCCGUCAAUCUUGCAAGGACUGCAGCUGCUCAACAAUCCGCCACCAAAAAAGAUAAUUAA
Molecule: messenger RNA, 1077 nt
Organism: Lichtheimia ornata
Lineage: Eukaryota; Fungi; Mucoromycota; Mucoromycetes; Mucorales; Lichtheimiaceae
Exons: 4
Coding region: 1-1077 (358 amino acids)
Biological process (GO): RNA polymerase II preinitiation complex assembly; DNA-templated transcription initiation
Cellular component (GO): transcription factor TFIID complex; SAGA complex; SLIK (SAGA-like) complex
Molecular function (GO): DNA binding; protein heterodimerization activity; TBP-class protein binding
Source: RefSeq, a predicted model, not a curated record